Penicillium concentricum is the source of this 1611-nucleotide messenger RNA. RefSeq names its product J domain-containing protein. The record is from RefSeq and is a predicted model, not a curated record. Lineage: Eukaryota; Fungi; Ascomycota; Eurotiomycetes; Eurotiales; Aspergillaceae. The transcript has a single exon. Gene Ontology annotation, cellular component: cytoplasm. Bases 1 to 1611 code for a protein of 536 amino acids. Gene Ontology annotation, biological process: protein refolding.
AUGUCCACACCACCAGAUAUAGACCCAUAUGCAGUACUUGGUGUCGCCAAGGAUGCCAACAUCACUGAAAUUAGGGCCGCCCACCGAAAGCGAGUUCUCAAAUGCCAUCCAGACAAGAUUCAAGAUGAGUCGCAGCGGAUUGCUGCCCAAGAUGAAUUCCAGAAAGUUCAACAGGCCUAUGAACUGCUCUCAGACGAUGUCCGACGGACUAAACAUGACCAAAAAGUCAAGAUAGCCGAGCUGAAGCGUGAACUGCUGGAACGCAGACGAACCGACUCUUCCUACAACUCUCCGCGGGGGAGUGGAGCCAGCACUCGCGAAUUCCGCAAUGGCCACUACAUGGAGGAGAGGGUCCCGAUAGAAGUCUUCUUUGAGGAAGAAUUGCGAUUCACAGAGGAACCACGCUCCACCACGGCUCGCAAAUGCGAAGAGUUUGGCCUACGCCCAAAGACGAAACCGACGGAAGAGAAGAAAAAGGCUCGAACACCGAUGAGCAUGUAUCAUCAAGCGAAGGAAGAGCAAAAGACGGCCAAGGCAACACAUUCCGACCGUGCAAAGACACGCGAUCAGGAGCGACGACGACAGGCCGAGGAAAAGCGGGAUACAUUUGGAUCCUAUCCAGAAUCCGACGAAGAUACAUCUGAUUCUAGUAUUCCUCGCUAUCAUACCAGACGGACUUCAAUAACGCCCCGCCGAGAGCGAGAUUCACGAUCCCGACCAUCGGAGUCCUCUCGUCGCCGUGAACACCGUUACGACGAGGAUGGCGAUGUGGACGAUCACUGGCAAUCCAAGUUGGAUACUCAGUACUUCCAUGCAGAGGAUUAUAUCGCAUCCAAAGCCCAAGGUUCCAAGUCCCCACGACGGUACCAUGGUCACGACUCGGCGGAACCAGAGUUGUCCACUCCGCGAUCCGCGGGACGGUCCACCCGCACCCGCCGUCGUUCUUCAUCACGCGAUGAUUCCUACGAGCAUCUGGAGUCCACCCGAACUUAUGAGGCCAAGCCACCCAAGCUGCAACCCUCCGCAACCACCCCAGGUCUCAAGGGAUCUUUCCGCCCUUCUUUCCUCAGCACUCGCUCCGCAACCACCACUGGCUUCGUCCGCCCAAAGCCAACCCGUGAGCCAACACUGCACGACAUGUCUCGUGAGCGACUGCCACCGCGAACUUCCAGAAUGCGCGAGCGCAAUGACUCGGGCUAUUCUAGUCCAAGUACCCCUGAAAUGGUCCCAAGGGGCAGUUCUCCCAAGACCUCAGUUCGCUACAAGGUUGUCAAGGAACCCGACCAUAUCGUUGUAGAGCCGAAGUCAUCAAAGUAUCGCUCAGCGAGAUCCCCCGACCGGGAUCGCAUACCCUCUACACGACCGACACCUAAGCGAAGCAGUACCUACACCGCGGAAGCCAUACCCCGUUUUGAGACUCGGUCUGCACGCCCUUCUGCUCGUCCCCAUCCGGACGUCGAAUACAUUUCCCGCCCGAACGAGAAGGACAUCAAAUACGCCAGGGCAUACAAGCAGGACGAUAUCAAUUACGCUCCAAGACGCCCUCAUUAUCCUUACUACGAAGAGGAUGGUCGUCCUCCAGCUGUGGGGAGACGCCAGCCUGCUUAUUAA